UCCAUCGACAGCCUUUCGUCGUUAUACCACCUUCAAGAUGCGACAUAUGGGCUACUAUGGUCAGAUCUGACGAUGGAAUAUGGACACUGCGGAGCUGUCAAACUCUCUUUUGAUCGCGUGCGAUGAUCACCAUGGCAAUAAUUACGCGUCAGGAAAACGAGGGUCGAGCGCGUGAGGGCGCGCUGUGUGUCAGAGAGUGACUAUCACUACCUAGUGACUGUGUGCGCGAAUUUGUGUUCAUACGACUGUAGACGAGGAGAUGGCCAGGCGCGCCUGAACACAAGCUGCAGUCGCGUUCGACCACCGCGUAGCUGAGCUUCAGUGCCAUUUAGGUGAAGUGGCGCCGGCUGUUGCGCAUCCCGUCGGUGGAAACCCGGUGUGGAUGGGUGGUUCCGCAUUUUGAGGAGGUCCCCCGCCUCAUACAGAGAGACCACCCGGAUUCUGCAGAGGAAUGCCUCAACACGGAGAGGAGCGCCUUCAAGUUGCGUCGAUCCAGGUAUUGGAGAAGUGCAGUGGGCGACUGCAUAGACAGACUGUGCACGCAGCGGCACAUUAAAGGCCUGGACAGCAGCCAGACGUGACUUUUUGAGUGGCGACAUAAACACGCACCCCACCGCGUUAGCGUUGCGUUUGGACGCGCGCCCUCCGCGCAACAGCUGCAAGUUGGUGCCAGCAGGUGCAAGACCUGACUUGAGUACAGGUUUGCCCUGUCUAUCUAUCUAUCUAUCUAUCUAUCUAUAAGGCACAUACUGUGAGACUACCACAAACACAAAGCGUUUCAGUCUGAUAAACUCAAACACACAAGUGUCACAAGUGUGUGAGAGCCGGUCAGGAUGCAGGUCUCAUUCGCUUGUACGGAGCACAAUCUGAAGAGCCGCAGCGAGGACCGGCUGUGCGGCCUGCGAACUGCCCCUCCACCAGGGGGCAGUGGAGGAGGAGGAGGGAGCGGACAGGGGGGAAACGGCAACUACGCCCCUCAGAGCUUGGUCAAAUCACGGGACCUGGCGGGGUCCCGACCCCUGCCACAAGGCCACGCCCACAUGAAGGAGGCCAUUGGAAGACACAGUAGCAUGAAGUACAGAAACCUCGGAAAGUCGGGUCUACGUGUUUCUUGCUUGGGUCUUGGUACCUGGGUGACAUUUGGAUCUCAGAUCUCUGAUGAGAUGGCAGAGAGUGUGAUGACGAUAGCUUAUGAGAAUGGAGUCAAUCUGUUCGACACAGCGGAAGUGUACGCUUCAGGCAGGGCUGAAAUCACUCUAGGGAACAUCAUCAAGAAAAAAGGCUGGAGACGGUCCAGUUAUGUAGUAACGACUAAGAUCUACUGGGGAGGACAGGCAGAGACAGAGAGAGGCCUGUCCAGAAAACACAUCAUAGAAGGUCUCAGAGGUUCCCUGUCUAGACUACAGCUGGAUUACGUGGAUAUUGUCUUCGCCAACCGAAACGAUGUGAACAGCCCCAUGGAAGAGGUAGUACGAGCGAUGACAUUUGUUAUAAACCAGGGAAUGGCCAUGUACUGGGGCACGUCACGCUGGAGUGCCAUGGAGAUCAUGGAGGCGUACUCUGUAGCGAGGCAGUUUAAUUUAAUCCCACCGGUAUGUGAACAGGCCGAGUAUCACUAUUUCCAGAGGGAUAAAGUGGAGGUGCAGCUGCCAGAGCUCUACCACAAGAUCGGUGUUGGAGCCAUGACCUGGUCUCCUCUCGCAUGCGGGCUGAUCACUGGGAAAUACAGUGAUGGUGUUCCAGACUGUUCAAGAGCAGCAAUUAAAGGCUAUCAGUGGCUAAAGGAGCGAGUGUUCAGUGAAGAAGGACGCAGACAGCUGGCAAAAAUCAAAGAGCUCCAUCUGGUGGCUGACAGGCUGGGCUGCACGGCUGCUCAGCUCGCCAUUGCGUGGUGUUUGCGUAGUGAAGGGGUCAGUUCUGUACUUCUUGGUGUCUCCAAUACAGACCAGCUUCUUGAGACCAAAGCUUCUCUCCAGGUGCUGUCUCAGAUGACGCCUCAGACUGUGAGCGAGAUGGAUGCUCUCCUGGGCAACAAGCCUCACUCCAAGAAAGAGUCACGUGCGUGAGGGAACCAGAGAGAUGACAUGAACACGUGCAGCCAAGAAAAGACAAAGAACGCAAGGGGAACAGACGGAACACGGCGUACCAUCGCUUUUCUGCUCUCCCGUAUAUUACAACACCUGCAUGUCUUCUGCAACAUGCUUCCAGCCCACACCACACUGCUCUCUGUAACCCUGCUCAAACAUCUGAACAUAACCCACCAAUUCAACACGGAAACGGCUGUCUGCAACAACUUUUCAUUUCAUUACUUGGAGAGACUGAAGACCCAGUCUUUCAUGAGGAAGUACUGCCGAUUGUAGGAGGUGGAUGAAAGUGUCAAAAAGCUUGUUUAUUAGCAGGCCCAGACGGAAUCUGCAGCUUGUUUUUUUUGCAGUUUCCACUGCAGAAUUCCACUGUUUCCGCUACGGAAUCUCCAAUGCGGAAUUCUGUGAAAUGGAUCAAAUGUGAUACAUUGGAGAGUGCUAUAUCAUUGUUGCCAGCUGGAAGCAUUAUCAGAUUUGCCAAAAUAUUUAUUAAAAGGACAUGUGUGGGGCGAAUGAUGUGUAGGACUUUUCAGUUAGGACUAAAACCUGCGCAGAUUCCGCGUGGGCCUGGUUGUGCGUUCAAGAACGUAUGAACGUGUGUGCAUGCGGUGACGCUUUUUGAAUCAAACUCUCCGGUGCUGGUGUUGCACAUAAAUGACUCAGAAAAUGGGUGACACCAAGUGAAGAUGCUUCUGAGAGCCGCCCGUCCCGUUUGUUGGGACGUUCACUGCCUACAGGAGCAACAUGCAGCAACUGCAAACAGCUGUUUGGACACAUCACAAGUCUUCCUCCAUUUCCCUCCUUUCCAUCUCUCCUUGUGUUUACAACGGUGCACCUGUCCCUUUAAGAGAAUCCGUGCUGUUAGUGGAGGGGCGUGUGAGUGUGUACACGGUACCUUGCGAAUAUAUUCAGACCCUCACCAGUUCACUCAUACUAACAAACACCU
This is a messenger RNA of Sinocyclocheilus anshuiensis, 3030 nucleotides long. RefSeq names its product voltage-gated potassium channel subunit beta-3-like. The coding region runs from base 834 to 2066 and encodes 410 amino acids. The transcript is spliced from 14 exons. Lineage: Eukaryota; Metazoa; Chordata; Actinopteri; Cypriniformes; Cyprinidae. Gene Ontology annotation, biological process: regulation of potassium ion transmembrane transport; potassium ion transport. Gene Ontology annotation, cellular component: cytoplasm; membrane; voltage-gated potassium channel complex. Gene Ontology annotation, molecular function: potassium channel regulator activity; voltage-gated potassium channel activity; transmembrane transporter binding. The record is from RefSeq and is a predicted model, not a curated record.